Messenger RNA from Cebus imitator (Panamanian white-faced capuchin), 2943 nucleotides. It is a transcript of the gene PDS5A, whose product is annotated as PDS5 cohesin associated factor A. Lineage: Eukaryota; Metazoa; Chordata; Mammalia; Primates; Cebidae. The record is from RefSeq and is a predicted model, not a curated record. Gene Ontology annotation, biological process: DNA repair; mitotic sister chromatid cohesion. The transcript has 20 exons. The coding region runs from base 551 to 2914 and encodes 787 amino acids. Gene Ontology annotation, cellular component: nucleus; chromatin.
GGAGGCGGAUGCACGGCCGGCAGAGGAAGGGGAGGGAGCGAGGAGCGCGCGCUGCUCUCGCGUGCUCUCGCGCCGCUCGCGUGACCGGCUGGUGUGUGCGCGAGGCGCCGGCUCCCGGGGCACGGACGGCCGGGCGCGCGCCACUGCGAGGGGCGUCUGGGUCCGAAUCGGCUGCCCCGGCCGGCGCGAGGUGCGGGCGGGCGGGCGGGCGGCGGGGGUCCCGGGCGGCCACACGCACACACGCUCCCGGAGGAGCCUUCUCGGAGGCUGCUCUUCCUCGGCCAGACGGAGAGCGGCACUGUCUCCCCGCCCAGCGCUCACUCGCCCCGCGUCCCCCCCUCGGCGGCUGCUCCUCGGCACCGCCAGCCCCAGCGCCGCUCCCGGGCGGGCGGGCGGCGGCGGCGGCGGGACCCGCGGAGCCGCUUUGUGUGCAGCCCGACGAGGGGCGGCGGCGCAACCACCUGACAGAGGCCGGGCGCUCGAUGCACCUUCCGCCCGCAUGAGGAGGAGAGGCCGGUAGAGGACUGUGAACGAAAAGUUGUCCCCCAGGAUGGACUUCACCGCGCAGCCCAAGCCUGCCACUGCCCUCUGUGGCGUCGUGAGUGCCGACGGGAAGAUCGCUUACCCUCCGGGUGUAAAAGAGAUCACGGACAAGAUCACCACCGACGAGAUGAUCAAACGCCUGAAGAUGGUAGUGAAAACCUUUAUGGAUAUGGAUCAGGACUCAGAAGACGAAAAACAGCAGUAUCUCCCACUAGCCUUGCAUCUUGCAUCUGAAUUCUUCCUCAGGAACCCCAAUAAAGAUGUGCGUCUCCUUGUAGCAUGUUGUUUGGCUGAUAUCUUUCGUAUCUAUGCCCCAGAAGCUCCAUAUACUUCCCAUGAUAAACUUAAGGACAUAUUUUUGUUUAUUACCAGACAAUUAAAAGGUUUGGAGGAUACAAAGAGUCCACAGUUUAAUAGAUACUUUUAUUUAUUAGAGAAUUUAGCUUGGGUUAAAUCAUAUAACAUCUGCUUUGAAUUGGAAGAUUGCAAUGAAAUUUUUAUUCAGCUUUUUAGGACUCUCUUCUCAGUGAUCAACAAUAGCCACAAUAAGAAGGUACAAAUGCACAUGCUAGAUUUGAUGAGUUCUAUCAUCAUGGAAGGUGAUGGAGUUACUCAAGAAUUAUUGGACUCCAUUCUUAUUAACCUCAUUCCUGCACAUAAGAACUUAAAUAAACAGUCCUUUGACCUUGCAAAAGUGCUGUUGAAAAGAACAGUCCAGACUAUUGAGGCAUGCAUUGCCAAUUUUUUCAAUCAAGUUCUGGUGCUGGGAAGAUCAUCAGUAAGUGAUUUGUCAGAACAUGUAUUUGAUCUGAUUCAGGAACUUUUUGCUAUAGAUCCUCAUUUAUUAUUAUCUGUCAUGCCACAGCUUGAAUUCAAACUAAAGAGCAAUGAUGGAGAAGAGCGAUUAGCUGUUGUUCGACUUCUAGCUAAAUUGUUUGGUUCCAAAGAUUCUGAUUUGGCGACACAGAACCGUCCUCUUUGGCAAUGUUUCCUUGGACGAUUUAAUGACAUUCAUGUUCCUGUGAGAUUAGAAAGUGUGAAAUUUGCCAGUCAUUGUUUAAUGAAUCACCCAGAUUUAGCAAAGGAUCUCACAGAAUAUUUAAAGGUUAGAUCACAUGAUCCAGAAGAAGCUAUUCGUCAUGAUGUCAUUGUUACUAUUAUAACAGCAGCCAAGAGAGACCUGGCCUUAGUAAAUGAUCAGCUGCUUGGCUUUGUAAGGGAAAGAACACUGGAUAAACGGUGGCGAGUAAGAAAAGAAGCUAUGAUGGGUCUGGCUCAGCUUUAUAAGAAAUACUGUCUUCAUGGUGAAGCAGGAAAGGAAGCUGCAGAGAAAGUCAGCUGGAUAAAGGACAAACUUUUGCAUAUUUAUUAUCAGAACAGCAUUGACGACAAACUGUUGGUAGAGAAAAUCUUUGCUCAGUAUCUUGUCCCCCACAACCUGGAAACAGAAGAGAGAAUGAAAUGCUUGUAUUACUUAUAUGCUAGUUUGGAUCCAAAUGCUGUAAAAGCUCUCAAUGAAAUGUGGAAGUGUCAGAACAUGCUUCGGAGUCAUGUACGCGAACUGUUGGAUUUGCACAAGCAGCCUACAUCAGAGGCUAACUGUUCUGCCAUGUUUGGAAAACUGAUGACCAUAGCAAAGAAUUUGCCUGACCCUGGGAAAGCACAAGAUUUUGUGAAGAAAUUUAACCAGGUUCUCGGCGAUGACGAGAAACUUCGGUCUCAAUUGGAGUUAUUAAUCAGCCCAACCUGUUCUUGCAAACAGGCAGAUGUUUGUGUGAGGGAAAUAGCCCGGAAACUUGCAAAUCCUAAGCAACCAACAAAUCCUUUUCUAGAGAUGGUCAAAUUUCUGUUGGAAAGAAUCGCACCUGUGCACAUUGAUUCAGAAGCCAUAAGUGCACUAGUGAAAUUGAUGAAUAAGUCAAUAGAGGGGACCGCAGAUGAUGAAGAGGAGGGUGUAAGUCCAGAUACAGCUAUUCGUUCAGGACUUGAACUUCUUAAGGUUCUGUCUUUCACACAUCCUACCUCGUUCCACUCUGCAGAGACAUAUGAGUCCUUGUUACAGUGCCUAAGAAUGGAGGAUGACAAGGUAGCAGAAGCUGCUAUUCAAAUUUUUAGAAAUACAGGUCACAAAAUAGAAACAGAUCUUCCCCAAAUACGAUCGACCUUAAUUCCCAUUUUACAUCAAAAAGCAAAGAGGGGUACUCCACACCAAGCAAAACAGGCUGUGCACUGUAUACACGCCAUAUUCACAAAUAAAGAAGUCCAGCUUGCACAGAUUUUUGAGGUAUAUCUAAUACAUAGGUUGUGUUUAUAUUGGUCUUUAUUUUUUAAGCUCUGUAGUUUGAUGAAGAUGGAAGCUAGAUUUUUUUAAGCUGUUUAUAUGUAGUCCCCUAGAAUAUA